Molecule: messenger RNA, 1455 nt
Organism: Scheffersomyces coipomensis
Lineage: Eukaryota; Fungi; Ascomycota; Pichiomycetes; Serinales; Debaryomycetaceae
Exons: 1
Coding region: 1-1455 (484 amino acids)
Biological process (GO): positive regulation of DNA-templated transcription
Cellular component (GO): nucleus
Molecular function (GO): zinc ion binding; transcription coactivator activity
Source: RefSeq, a predicted model, not a curated record
AUGUCGAACAACGAUAGACUCCUAGGCUAUGGUGCGAGAUCUAUAGCUAAUAUAAUACCCCUUGAUGAACAAUCAUGUAAAGAAAUCGUCAAUUACUGUUUGUCUUUGUCGUCAGAUAAGUUAAUACAGGAUCAUCUUAUAGAUAUUUUAGGUGUAAACUCUGACUCAUUAUCUUUCAUAGAAGAGUUUUUACGUUUAAAGAAUGAUACUGGGUCAAAAGCAGAAGCUGAGAAAGAACCAGCCACUAUUUCAUAUUCUAAUCUUUUAAAAGGUGAUGCUCGUGAAGUUGCUAAACCUAUAGAGAAACAGAAUCAAGUAAGGUCUAAGCCUAAAACAAAGACUAAAUCCUCCAUAACUACAUCUCAACUAUUAGAAAAGAGUCCUGCUCCUGUUGAAUCAAAAGAAAUACCGAAGAAGAAAAGAGUUAAGAAUUUAAAUAACUUAAGGGAUAUAGAAGCUGCCCUAAAUGAAUUGGAAAUAUCUUCAUUUAAGACUCUGUCUGAGACAAAUAGAAUUUGCAAUUGUUUAGCUACUCGACACCCAUUAUUUGAAUUAGCUCCUAAUUGUUUAAAUUGUGGUAAGAUCAUUUGUGUAAAAGAAGGUUUCCAACCAUGUUCAUUCUGUGGAGCCAAUUUAUUAUCAUAUAAAGAAAGAAAUGAUAUGAAACAAGCACUAGAACAUGAGAGGGAUUCUUUGCUUAAGAAAACCCAUCCAGAGUCAGAAAGUCCAAGACCAAAACCUUCAGGUAAGUCCAAAAAGAUAGUUAUUUCGUUAAACAGUGGAGAAAAUCUUUGGAAAGCUCAAGAUAAAGCAUUCAAGCAAGUUGAAGAAGAACAUAAAAAGAAUAAAGAAGUCAAACAAGUACAAGACUUUGAAGAUGAGAGUCAAUUUGCAGAGUCUGAUCUUAGUCCAUCACUUGAUCCGGAUUUAGUUAAAGCAAAUGAAAGGCUAGAGACUUUGCUUGAAUUUCAAGAAACAGGAGCUGAGCGUACUAAGAUUAUUGAUAAUGCCGCUGAUUUUGAACUGCCACAUACAGGAUCCGCUAUGUGGUUAUCUCCAAUGCAAAGAGCAUUACAAUUGAAGGUUUGGCAAAAACAGUUGAAGAGUCAAGAAGCUUCUAAAAAUGAACGAACUGGUAGAGGUGAUAAGUCUAUAGAAAUGGUGAUAAAAGACGGUAAAAUACAAAUGGUUGAGAAAUAUAGAGUUCAUAAAGAACCUGAUAAUAGUGAUAUCAAAGAAUUAGAGAAAGAAAUUCAGCAUGAGAAAAGUAAAAAUGAAAUUCAAUCAUUGACUAGUUGGGAUUUUGAAAAGGAUAAGAAUAGAUGGCAAAAACCGGUUUAUGCCAGUGCUAAUCAAGUAGCUAGUAAAGAUGAUAUUCAAGAUCAAAUGUCAUCCAGAGUUCAAUUUGAAACUUCUACAAAUAGUGAGGAGUUAUUAGUAUCAUUACCAUCGUAA